AGAGCGAGAACGUAUUUUGGCGUGCGCCGUAUCCUGGUCGUCUGCAUGUAGGACUCGAGCUUCGGGGCCUCGAAAGGAUGAGGCGGCUCGACGACGGCCAUGCUCAACGACCGCCUCCGUUCCGGGUGCUCGCGGCACCCGACGGGAACAACUACCUGUCGCCGACCGCGGUACCGCCGCCGCCGCCGCGUGCACCCGAGCCGUACAAACUCGCGCCAUCCACGGCGUCCUCCUCGAGGGCGCACCGCCGAUCCAGUUUCGUGAUCAUCGCGGAAUCGAGGCCCGCUUCGCCGGAGGCGCGAAGCCCGUCGCCGACAUUGCUCACUGGCCGGGUCUCGCCCUUUCGAGGACGCGGUUUCAAGGGGCCGCCGUCGCGAUCCAAGUCCAGGCCGCAGUCUCCGGAAGUUGGGGAUCCUCGUAAGAAAAGCAGAAACGAUCGGAGAGUUUCAGUAUCGCAACACAGCAGUCCGAGGAGAAGUCUGAUUCCGCAACCGGCUCGGCAGCGCUCAACGUCUCUCAGUAAAUCAACGGAGCGUCUUUCCUCGCCGAAAGUUGGCCGUCGCGUCGACUCGCGUACUCGCCUGAAUACCACGGAUUCCAGAAAUCGUUUGAACGCUUCCGGAAACAGUAACAGUGUGACGAACCUCGCCAGCCAACGUCGACAGGUCUCCAAAACACCCAGCAAGCUAUCACCGAUCCAAGGAACACCGACGAAACCGGAAAAGACGCCACUGGCGACGAAAAGGGACCGCUCGAAGGAAUCCGCGAGGCCAUCGCCGGGGAAGCAACAGAAAUUUACGCCGUCUCCUUCGAGGAAUGCGUGGAAUGCGAAGAAACAGAACCAGGAAAGAAUGGCCACUUCUGGCAAAACAGCCAGUAAGGAACGACUAACGUCCCCGUCCAAAAUCCCAUUAAAAGCCAAUAGAAUCAGCUCGAAUUCUUUAAAUCCGCCCAGGUUCAUCAAUGUCUCUCAAGCUAACGAGAAGAGUAAGAAAGCGGUCGAUAAAGGGUCCAACGAGGUGCGUGCGAGCAAUGGGCAGACAACGGAAUCCAGUCAAAAUAGUAAACAGUCUCAAGAGGGAUCGAAAGGUUCUCAAAUUAGCGAGAAGAAUUCGAGUACCGAUCGAAGCGGCGAUUUGGAUCUCAUUGAUCUAUUGAAACAAACGUCCGGCGCCAAAGGGACAUCGAGCGUGGUCACCACGACGGCAACUACGGCCGUCCAGCCACUACAAAUCGAUGCCAGCGUGGUUCAGUCAGAGAAAGAUAUCUCCGAGAGGAAAAGUCCCUCUGAGAAGACGAAGAGUCAACAAGAUCUGUCCGUUAGCAAAUCUUCCAAUUCAACGAACGACGAUACCGUCUCUAGGCAAACGCAAAACUCUCAGAUCGUUAACGGCGAGGAUAAUCGUCAGGUGAAUUCUCAAACCUCGAAACCCGGUAAAGCUAACAGUAAUUACAGUAGAACAAAGGGUGGAACAGACAGUAGGACAAAUUCACCGCUUCCCACGGACGCGGUCGGCGGUCAUUCGAAGAGUAGCAGUAUCAGCCAAUCGAUAAAAAGCGUGACGAAGUUAAACAGUGCGGUGAGCAGCACCGGUUCGGCGACGUUGCGUUCGAAGCUGCAGAACGCGGUGAACGAGCAGAAUCCGAAAAACUCGAGGUUGUCCGAUCAGAAGAUCGAGGAAUCGAACCCGGUUCCGCCGGCAUCGAUGACCAAUUCGUCCAAGGGCAACGGGAUGGAACCGGCGAACGGUUCUACCAGAAAUUCCUCGAGUACGGAUACUCAGAGGACAGUGGCUUCCAUCGCGAGUGUCUCGGUGAAACAAGAGGACGUGAGGACGGUUACCAAAUCGAACGAAUCCGAAAUGAGCGCGGCCGCGAGAAACGCGAAAAGUAAUUCCGUUACCGAGCAGCCCGAAGCGACAACCGUGAAGGCGAACAACGUGUCGAAUAGUGCAGUGAGUAACAAUUCGAAAAAUAACAGCGCUGGCGUGAAAGCUCGUACCGAUAAUCACGGGAGCGGCACGUCCGUGAAAUCGUCCGCGGGGGUGUCGGUAGAUUCGAUCGAGACCGUUCGAUCGACGGAUACUGGUGUGAGCGUGGACACCGUUAAAGGGGUGUCCUCGCCGAGGGAAAAAACCGGAAUGCACGUGGUGAAACGGCCGCAGGAGAUUGAGACGCUGAGCGGGAACGUGAUGCACCUAGAGCAAAACGGCGAGCCAGCAGUUCCGACAGCCGCGAACGGUGUCGGCGAACGAGCACCCGAACGAUUUUUCACCCGUUGGAAACGAUCCCUGAGUCGUUGCUGCGAGUGUUGCCCGAGAAUGAGGUGCCUGGCGUGUCGCACGGAUCCCAAGGGGUUUGCCUGGACCAGGAACCAUGCCAGGAUGACCACGAUAGUGAAUCGGGACGAGCAACAACAACAACAACCCCCGGCCAGCGACAGCGUGCCCGCCGGUUGCUGGUCGAAAUUCAAAAACAGAUGCAGAUGUAAACGACUCAGGGAGAUGAAAUGUUGCUCAAGAAGAUCAAGGGUUGCGCCGGCCGAAGCUACAGCUUGCUGUCCACCGGAGAGGAGAUUCGGCGCUAUUUGUCGUCGAUUGUUCGACAGAUGCAAAUGCAAGCGAAACGCCGACGCAGAACGCACAAGAAAUAUACGUGCCAAGCACAGUCUUACUAGCGUAGCACCACCCCCGUUGUCGGAGGAGCCGAAAGCUAAGAUACCGGAUGUCUUGGUAGAGCACAAUUCACUAAUGCGUGGCGCUAUUCCGUGUCUACCGGUUCCUCUCGCCUGGUUUUGUCUCGUGUGGAAUGUACUAUUUCCUGGUUCUGGUACCGUUUGGAGCGGUAUUUUCAAUUUGUGCUCGGGCCAGCCGAGAUUUUCGUCAGUCGCCGGAGUGAAAUCGAGACUAGGCGCGUUCGUGGUGAACCUAAUGGUCGGGAUGGGUCAAUUAUUCACUGUUUUAUUCUGCCUAGUUGGGUGGGGCUGGAGUAUUUGGUGGGGCGUCACUUUGGUCCGCUUAGCAAGGAAGUAUAAGAGAUUCAAGGCUUCCGAGGCGGCUUGCAACGAUCCGGAGAGAGGAGAACCCCCGGCUCUACCUCCCGGAGUACCGAGUCAAAUGUUAAGAGGGUUGGAACGGACGCGAUAAUUUUUGAACCAAUGAACACGAUUGCUCGCGCUUAUCAGACUCCGUGAAAUCGCCUCUUCUUUUUUUAUAUUGCCCGCCCUAGCGACUCUUCACUACGUGCCUUCUCGAAAAAACCGCAGAAAAAAUCGAAUGAAAAUUGGAAUAUCAUCGCUUGGCGAAUUUGAGAUAUUAUAAUGGUUUUUUCUUAACCGGAGGAAUUUUGCUAUGAAAGUUGGAAAGGGACGGUAAAAACGAUCGCUUCGUAUCGCGAUGGAAUAAAAUUAAAUUGUUAAAAGAAAUGACUUCGUAAAAGGCGAACGUUGAUUGAAACGAAAAAAAGAAGAAAUAAUAUUGGAAAAUAAAUAUGGAACGAUGUUUUCGUGGUUGAUCGAGGACCGAAACGAAGUUCUUGGAAAUUAAUCGCUUUCAGUGAAAGCAUAUACCUAUCCCAUGGCGUUCUUUCAAAAUGUACUCGUUGCGUCGGACAGAAAUUGCUCCUCGUUUUUGUCUUUUCCGUGUUUACAACGGUGAAGCAUUUCCCUUUGUUUUAAUGUUUUCCCUUUGUCCCUGCGUUCCUCCCGCGGUGAAAAACAAAGAAAGAAAUCCAUAUUUUCUCUUCACGAUUCUCCCUAUUUGGCUUAUUUUCGAUACAAAAGGGUACUUUACGUUCUCCGUAUACGUCGAUGGAAUAAAUACGUUUUGAAAAAACGCACUUUAUAUUUUUACAAGCGCAACACAUAUUAUAUGUAUACAUAC
This is a messenger RNA of Ceratina calcarata, 3881 nucleotides long. It is a transcript of the gene stum, whose product is annotated as mechanosensory transduction mediator stumble. Bases 78 to 3146 code for a protein of 1022 amino acids. Gene Ontology annotation, biological process: proprioception; sensory perception of mechanical stimulus; taxis. NCBI's taxonomy places the organism in Eukaryota, Metazoa, Arthropoda, Insecta, Hymenoptera, Apidae. Gene Ontology annotation, cellular component: sensory dendrite. The transcript is spliced from 8 exons. The record is from RefSeq and is a predicted model, not a curated record.